AUGGAGCGCCCGCUCAACCUCAGCUGCCUCGCCGAUACGACGCCGGACAGCGGCAACAGGAGCGGCUCCUCCGGCGGCCCCGAGGGCGGCCAGGCCCAUCUGUCCGUCUUCAGCGUGUUGGUUCUCACUCUGUUGGCCAUGCUGGUGGUGGCCACGUUCCUCUGGAACGGGCUGGUCCUGGCCACCAUCCUCCGCGUGCGCAGCUUCCACCGGGUGCCCCACAACCUGGUGGCCUCCAUGGCCGUCUCUGACGUGAUGGUGGCGGCCCUCGUCAUGCCCCUCAGCUUGGUGCACGAGUUGUCCGGGCGGCGGUGGCGGCUGGGCCGGUCGCUGUGCCAGGUGUGGAUCUCCUUCGAUGUGCUGUGCUGCACUGCCAGCAUCUGGAACGUCACGGCCAUUGCCCUCGACCGCUACUGGUCCAUCACCCGCCACCUGGAGUACACGCUGCACACCCGGCGCCGCAUCUCCAACAUCAUGAUUGCUCUCACCUGGGCGCUCUCCGCCUUCAUCUCUCUGGCCCCGCUGCUCUUUGGCUGGGGAGAGACUUACUCAGAGGACAGUGAAGAGUGCCAAGUCAGCCGGGAGCCUUCCUACACCAUCUUCUCCACCUUUGGGGCUUUCUACCUGCCCCUCUGCGUGGUGCUCUUUGUGUACUGGAAGAUCUACAGGGCUGCCAAGUUUCGGAUCGGAUCUCACAAGAGCAACUCCAUCACCCCCGUGACACCAGAAGCACUGGAGGUGAAAGAAGCUGCCCAGCAGACACAGAUGAUCUUCACUGUCCGUCACGCCACUGUGACGUUCCAGACGGACGGAGACACGUGGAGAGAGCAGAAGGAAAAGAAAGCUGCCCUCAUGGUGGGCAUCCUUAUUGGGGUCUUCGUGCUCUGCUGGAUCCCCUUCUUCAUCACAGAGCUCAUCAACCCACUCUGCUCAUGUGACAUCCCACCCGUUUGGAAGAGCAUUUUUCUAUGGCUGGGCUACUCAAAUUCCUUUUUUAAUCCACUCAUCUACACUGCUUUCAACAAAAACUACAACAACGCCUUCAGGAACCUAUUCUUUAGGCAGUAGUGAGCAGCAAAAGCUUUCCUGCUGCCCCAGGAAGCUGAUUUUAAGUGUCAGUGAUUCUGACCAAAUUCCUGAGGAAGUUCAAAGCCACAGAUACUGAGGUGAUGCCAAAAAUGCAUCACCAUGGGUCGUAUGUCCCAGACCCAGUCCCUAGGCAGGCUCUCCAUCCCAGCCUCUUAGCUGCUGUUUUUCCAGCAAGUAGCAUGUAAGGGCUUCU
Messenger RNA from Camarhynchus parvulus, 1282 nucleotides. It is a transcript of the gene HTR5A, whose product is annotated as 5-hydroxytryptamine receptor 5A. Gene Ontology annotation, cellular component: plasma membrane. Gene Ontology annotation, molecular function: G protein-coupled serotonin receptor activity. Lineage: Eukaryota; Metazoa; Chordata; Aves; Passeriformes; Thraupidae. Gene Ontology annotation, biological process: adenylate cyclase-activating adrenergic receptor signaling pathway. The transcript is spliced from 2 exons. The record is from RefSeq and is a predicted model, not a curated record. Bases 1 to 1068 code for a protein of 355 amino acids.